Molecule: messenger RNA, 704 nt
Organism: Prorocentrum cordatum
Lineage: Eukaryota; Dinophyceae; Prorocentrales; Prorocentraceae
Source: the annotation of a GenBank genome assembly
GUAUGCGAUAUUCGGGCGCCUGCAGUACGGGUACGCCACGCAGCAGGAUCUGAUCUGCAUCCUGCAGGCUGAGAUGGCCGCCCACAUCGCGAGCCACCUCCACACAAGCCACCAGGAGGACCAGAUAGGCGCGACAGUGGUCGCCGUGAUCUGCCUCAGCGCGAUCCUUAGUGGCAGCUGCAGCAUGCUGACCGGAAAGCUGGGCCUCGGCAGAUACAUGCUGCUGUUCCCCACUACGGUCACCAACGGCUUCCUCGGGGCGAUCGGCGUCGUCGUCUUCCGGGCGGCCCUCCAGACCGCUUCGGGAGUGAAGUUCCACUAUUUCUACCCUGUCGACCUCGAGGCCUUCCUGAGCCUCGGGAGCCUGGCCCAGUCCGGGUGCAUGUUAGGCAGCGUGGUCUGCAUAAGGGCCGGCCCGGUCGUGCUGCGGAGCUGCUUCCCGAAGAGCAGCGUGGUGGAUCGGCUCGGCGGCCUCCUCUGCCAGCUGGUUCCGCUCCUGGUCUUCUACUGCGUGGUGUUCACACUGGGACUGAGCAUGGCGGACCUCGCGGGCUCGGGGUGGACCUACCCGGGCCAGGGCAGCCACGGCCCGCGGGAGUUCUGGACGACCUACCCGCUGGCGGACGUGCACUGGCCGGCCGUCGCCCACUGCCUCCCCUACAUGCCCGCGCUGGUGUUGAUGUCCAUCAUGUGCACGAUGAUCG